Molecule: messenger RNA, 591 nt
Organism: Schistosoma guineensis
Lineage: Eukaryota; Metazoa; Platyhelminthes; Trematoda; Strigeidida; Schistosomatidae
Source: the annotation of a GenBank genome assembly
AUGCUUGAAAAGAGUAUAAAUGGAACUACACAAGUUUAUUCCACUGGUUUACGAAGAAUAAUGUCAGCUAGUUUCAUAAUCCUGUUUGUUGUACUUAUAUGCUUCACAGAAUGGUCACUUGAGACAGUGGUAGAUACUACUGAGUCUCACAUCAAUUCGACUGAAUCACAAUCCACUUUGUUGCAGGCACCCCUGCAAUCAUCAGACUGUUUACGGCUGUUUGCUCCACUCUUAGGACGCUAUUAUUGGAUUGAUCUUUGCGACAGUAAUAGUUAUAUUGACCCAUAUUUUAUGUAUUAUACAAAUGUGAUUUGUUCACAUCGAAGUUUUCUGACGACGAGGUACUGGAUCGUGUAUUCGCGACACGGAUUCCGCGGUCAAUAUAUUAUAAUUCCACCUGGUGCAUGUGUUCGUGAUUUAAGGGAAAAAGGAUUAUGGCCGCGAAUAACAUGGUUGCCGAAUAAUCAAUUUCCACAAGGCAUACCUCCAUUUCGACCACAACCGAUUCAAGUUCCAAAUGAAGGUUUCCGGCCAAUAAAUUAUCGUGAUGAAUCGAAUGAAAAUACGACAACUGAAGUGCAUUUAGCUUAG